Molecule: messenger RNA, 4409 nt
Organism: Closterium sp. NIES-67
Lineage: Eukaryota; Viridiplantae; Streptophyta; Zygnematophyceae; Desmidiales; Closteriaceae
Source: the annotation of a GenBank genome assembly
GAGAAGAUUGUAUUUGUGAUCCCUUCCCUACCACAAGAUCCUGGAAAGUCACAUUCUGGAAACCACUGUAGCAGCAACCCCAGCAGCAGUAGCAGCGAAAGCCCAGCAGGAGUGCGGUGAGCAAGCAAGCACCACCACGACUUGCUUGCUUCCCUACAGCUUUAGUUAGCGACUACAGAAACUGUCGCCUUCACUCUCCAUUGGAAGUGUCACGAGAGUGUCACCCAAAGCUGCACACGGGAACCUCUGGUGGGGCCCUUUCGGCUCGCGUGCCCGAAGGAGCAGUUCAGUGCAGUCCUUCGACCAUUACAUCUGGACGGACUAUCAGGAGCACCGAGCACCCACGCCCGUGACCAACGUUACGUUAUCCCGUCGGAUAUCCACUCUUCCUCAUCUGGCACCACCGUUCUUUGCCGCGCUGAAGUUACGCCACUAUGGGUGAAGGACCAGCGCCUACAGAUCCGCUUCAGGGAGCUUUACAAGAAAAUGGCGUGGAAUCCAAGGACAGCAAUUCUCCCACGAAGAACGACCAAGCCGAGGUCGCCAAGGAAGGGAGCGAGAAGAAGCCACCUCCUCCCUCCGUCGCGUUCCACAAGCUGUUCUCCUACGCCGACUCCGUGGACUACCUGUUGAUCGCGAUCGGGUCAAUUGGAGCGUGUAUUCACGGCGCCGCUCUGCCCGUGUUCUUCCUCUUCUUCGGAGAGCUCAUCGACUCCAUGGGAACUAACGACAUCGGAGGCGUCAGCAAAUACUCCGCGUACCUAGUCUAUCUGGGACUUAUUGUCUGGCUCGGAGGCUGGCUUGAGGUGUCGUGCUGGAUGCACACGGGCGAGCGGCAGUCGGCGCGCAUCCGCGAGCGGUACCUGGCGGCGAUUCUGAAGCAGGAGAUCGGGUUCUUCGACACCGAGUCCAGCUCCGGCCAGAUCGUCAGCAACGUCUCGGGCGACGUGCUGCUCGUGCAGGACGCCAUCUCCGAGAAGGUGGGCAACUUCCUGCACUUCAUGGCGACGUUCGUCGCCGGGUUCAUCAUCGGCUUCACGAGCAUCUGGCAGCUCACGCUCGUCAUCCUCGCUGUGGUCCCCCUCAUCGCCUGCUGCGGCGCCAUCUACGCCAUCGUGCUCACGGGCCUCACCUCCAAGGGGCAGGAGGCGUACGCCAAGGCGGGCGCGGUCGCGGAGCAAGCGAUCGGGCAGGUGCGGACGGUGUACUCGUUUGUAGCCGAGGAGAAGACGCUGAAGCAGUAUAUGGACGCGCUGGAGGCGACGCUCGGCCUGGGGAUCCAGGGCGGGCUGUCUAAGGGCAUGGGCAUGGGCGCCGUCUUCGGCGUGAUGUUCUGCGCGUGGGCGCUGCAGUUCUGGUUCGCCUCGAAGCUCGUCGCGGACGGCAAGGCCACGGGCGGGGAGGCGCUCACGACCAUGUUCUCUGUGCUCAUCGGCGGCCUGUCUCUGGGUCAAGCGAUGCCGAACGUGACGGCGUUCGCCAAGGGCCAGGCGGCGGCGUACACCAUCUUCCAGACCAUCCUGCGCAAGUCCGCCAUCGACGUGGACGACACCAGCGGGGAGGUCCCCGACAAAGUCAAGGGCGACCUUGAGCUGCGCAGCGUGCGCUUCUCCUACCCUGCCCGCUCGGACGUCACGAUUUUUGAGGACUUUUCACUCACGAUCACCGCCGGGACGACAGUCGCGAUUGUGGGGUCAUCGGGCAGUGGGAAGAGCACGGUGGUGGCGCUGGUCGAGAGGUUCUAUGACCCGCUUGCAGGUGCGGUGUAUCUGGACGGGCGCGAUAUCCGCUCCCUGCAGCUCAAGUGGCUGAGGGACCAGAUUGGGCUUGUGAGCCAGGAGCCUGCGCUGUUUGCGACGAGUAUUAAGGAGAAUAUUAUGUACGGGAAGGAUGGGGUGACGAUGGAAGAGGUGGAGGCGGCAGCUAAGGCGGCCAACGCGCACGGGUUUAUUUCCGGGCUGCCCGAGGGUUACGACACGCAGGUUGGGGAGCGGGGCGUGCAGAUGUCUGGAGGGCAGAAGCAACGAAUUGCGAUCGCGCGCGCUAUUCUCCGCAACCCUACGAUUCUGCUCCUAGACGAAGCAACUUCCGCACUGGACGCAGAAUCCGAAAAGGUGGUGCAAACAGCUCUGGAUGGAGUGAUGGGCGGGCGAACCACUGUGGUGAUUGCGCACCGGCUGUCGACGAUCCGCGGGGCGGAUUCGAUUGCGGUGGUGACGAAGGGGAGGCUGGUGGAGCAGGGCACGCACGACGCGCUGAUGGCGAAGGAGGGCGAGUAUGCCACGCUGGUGAAGCUGCAGCUCAAGGCCGUGGCCAGCGGGGAGGAGCUCGAUGGAGGGGCCGGUUCGUCCCGCCGUCGCAGCAUUGAGUUGCAGCAGUCGUCGCUAUCAGAGGGCGGCCGGUCAGCAGUGGAUUCCGAGUCCGACGAGGAGGAGAGCGGGGAGGCCAAGAGCAAGGGGUCGUGGUGGCGCCUCUUCAAGCUCACCCUCCCCGACUGGCCCUUCACGGCUCUCGCUGUCGUGGGGUCCGCUCUUGCCGGCUCCAUCAACCCCAUCUUCGGCCUCUUCCUCACCACCGUGAUCACGGCGUACUACAAGCCAGUGGACCAGAUGCAGUCCGAGGUGAACAAGUGGGCUGUGGUCUUCGUGUGCCUGGGCGUGGUCUCCUUCCUCGUGUACACGCUCCAGCACUACAACUUCGGCGUUGUCAGCGAGAAGCUCACCAAGCGCGUGCGCGAGCUCAUGCUCUCCUCCAUCCUGCGCAACGAGAUCGGGUGGUUCGACCAGGACAAGAACAACAGCGGCGCCGUUGCAGCGCGCCUCUCCUCCGACGCCACUCUGGUGAAGGGAGCCAUCGGGGACCGCAUCUCCGUCAUCACACAGAACUUCUCCCUCAUCGUCGUGGCCUUCGUGAUCUCGUUCAUUCUCAACUGGCGCAUGGCGCUUGUCAUCAUAGCCACCUUCCCGCUGCUCAUCGCGUCAGCAGCUGCCCAGCAGGCAUUCCUCAAGGGCUUUGCUGGGGACCUUAAGGCCGCCCACGAGAGCGCGAGCAACGUCGCAGCGGAAGCAGUGGGUAACAUCCGCACUGUGGCUGCUCUCUCCCUGGAGGACAAAGUCCUGCAGCUGUUCCGCAAGCAGCUUGAGCCGCCUCUCAAGCGGUCUCUGCAGCGCGGGCAGGUCACGGGUCUUGCGUUCGGCGGGUCGCAGUUCAUCAUGUACGCGUCGUUUGGGCUGGGGCUGUGGUACGGCGGGCAGCUGGUGCAGCAAGGGAAUGGGACGUUUGACGAGGUGUUCAAGGUGUUCAUGGUGCUCAUCAUGUCCAGCUUCGCCAUCGCUGAGACGCUCACCCUUGCUCCGGACCUCGCCAAGGGCGGGUAUGCCAUCAAGUCUUUCUUUGCCGUGCUCGACCGCCAGACCAAGAUCGUGCCGGACGAUCCGACGGCCGAGAUGGUCGAAUCGGUGAAGGGGGAGAUUGAGCUGAAGCACGUGCGGUUUGCGUACCCCACCCGUCCGGACGUCGUCCUGUUCAACGAUUUCAGCCUGAAGGUCCCUGCUGGGAAGACAGUGGCACUCGUGGGCCCGUCUGGCAGUGGCAAGAGCUCUGUCAUCUCACUUAUUGAGCGAUUCUACGACCCGCUAGCAGGCAAGGUGCUGGUGGACGGGAAGGAUGUGAAGAGCCUGCAUCUGAGGUCGCUGCGGUCGUAUGUGGGGCUGGUGAGCCAGGAGCCAGCGCUGUUUGCAGUGUCGAUCCGUGAGAAUAUCCUGUAUGGGAGGGAGGGCGCAACUGAGGCGGAGAUUGUGGAGGCUGCCAAGGCUGCGAAUGCCCAUACUUUCAUCAGCAGCCUGCCCAAUGGAUACGACACUGAGGUGGGAGAGAGGGGCACCCAGCUUUCAGGAGGGCAGAAGCAGCGCAUUGCCAUUGCCAGAGCUGUGCUCAAGAACCCAGCCAUCCUCCUAUUGGACGAGGCCACAUCAGCCCUGGAUGCUGAGUCGGAGCGCGUGGUGCAGGAUGCUCUGGACCGCCUGAUGGUGGGGCGAACGACGGUCGUGAUUGCGCAUCGCCUGAGCACGAUCCGCAAUGCUGACAUCAUUGCGGUGGUGCAAAGCGGGAAGAUUGUGGAGAAGGGAACGCAUGAUGUGCUGUUUAGUAACCCCAGCUCGGCGUACCAUAGCCUGGUGAAGCUGCAACAAUCGAGUGGAGAUACUGCUGCUUGAUGAGGGGCAAAUUGAGGGGAAAAAAUCCAUGUUAGGUGCAGAUUCUGUCUGUUGGCACACUUAUCGUGUUCAUUUGCUUUGGUGCAAUUUUUUCACGUGGUAGAGGAGGUCGUUUCCAGUGUUUGGUGGUUUAUUAUUGCCUUCUACUUUUGCCAUGUAUGAUGUUAACAUUUCUAAUAAAUGUCCUCCAGUCCU